AUGGACCGUCUCAUUCGCCCUGUCACCCGUCAAUUAUUGCGCACUCAGCCCAGAUACCCCUUUAGAAUUCCCACUACUCACGCCCAAAGACUUUACACCAUGGGACACAGCGCACCACAGUUGAAAGACCAGUCUCUCUUCAUUGAGAAGUCAUACAUCAAUGGCGAGUGGGUCGGCGCGAAGUCCGGCGAGACCUUUGAAGUUCACGACCCCGCGACCGGAAAACUGAUCGGAACAUGUCCCGAACUCGACACCAGCGAUGUCGAAAAAGCAAUCCAAGCCGCCUCCGAGGCCUUCCCCAAAUUCCGCACCACACUUGGCCGCGAGCGCGCCCGCAUGCUGCGCCGCUGGUACCAACUCAUGGUCGAUAACGCAGAGGACCUAGCCACCCUGAUUACAUGGGAGAAUGGAAAGCCCCUAGCCGAUGCAAAGGGCGAAGUUAACUACGCCGCCAGUUUCUUCGAGUGGUUCAGCGAGGAAGCACCCCGCACAUACGGAGAUACCAUCCCCGCCUCUGUGCCUGGUAACCGGGUGAUGACUGUGAAGCAGCCCGUUGGUGUGUGUGGUCUGAUUACGCCGUGGAAUUUCCCUGCGGCUAUGAUUACGCGUAAGAUUGGGCCUGCCCUGGCGGCGGGGUGUACUGUUGUUGCGAAAUCGCCGCAGGAAACCCCCUUCACGGCUAAUGCGCUUGCCGAGCUGGCUCACCGCGCGGGUAUUCCUAAGGGUGUAGUGAAUAUUGUUACUUCGUCCAAGAAUACUCCUGCUGUCGGUGAGUUGAUCACUACGCAUCCGGAGGUGCGUAAGGUGUCUUUCACUGGUUCUACGAACGUGGGUCGUAUCCUGAUGAAGCAAUCUGCUUCUACGAUUAAGAAGGUCUCCUGGGAACUGGGCGGUAAUGCGCCCUUCAUUGUCUUUGAUGAUGUUGAGGACCUGGAUGCUGCUGUUGCAGGUGCAAUCGCAUCCAAGUUCCGUAGUUCCGGCCAGACCUGCGUGUGCGCGAACCGUAUCUACGUCCAGAAGGGCAUCUACGAGGAAUUCAGCAAGCGGUUUGUGGCUAAGGUCAAGGAGUUCAAGCUUGGCGGUGGUUUCGAGUCUGGCAUUACCCAUGGCCCUGUUAUCCAUGAGCGUGCUGCUAACAAGGCCCACGAGCAUGUUCAGGACGCUACCUCCAAGGGUGCGCAGGUUGUCGUUGGUGGUCAGAAGGCUACUGCGCUUGGUCCGAACUUCUAUCACCCCACUGUGUUGACGGGGAUGAGUAAGGAUAUGCUGCUUGCUUCGGAGGAGACCUUUGGUCCUGUGGCUGGUCUUUUCCCCUUCGAGACAGAGAAGGAGGUUGUUGAUCUGGCAAAUCGGGCUGAGGUUGGUUUGGCGGGUUACUUCUUCAGUGGGAAUGUGCGUCGCAUCUUCCGUGUUGCUGAGGCCCUGGAGGUUGGCAUGGUUGGUGUCAACACUGGUUUGAUUAGUGAUGUUGCUUCUCCCUUCGGUGGUGUCAAGCAGAGUGGCUUCGGUCGCGAGGGCAGCAAGUAUGGUAUUGACGAGUUCAUGACUAUCAAGAGUGUGACAUUUGGUGGCAUGGGCGAGCCCUUGCAGGACAUGCGCCCAUCCCAAAUCCUCGCGGUCGCCCGAACCCGCCCAUCCAAGCUGAAGAAACCAUCCAUCAGCCUCGACCAUUUCAUCCAACGACAGCGGGUCCUGACAUUCUGGCGAGAAAUCGUCCGAGCACUCAUCAAGGUUCCGCCCUCCUCCACAAGAACAGAGCUGCGCAAUUACGCGCGCGCUGAAUUCGAGCGUCAUCGCGAAUUAACAGAUUUGACUGGGAAAUCGGAAUUUCAGACUAUGAAGCGGUAUAUUGAUGAACAGGUUGCUGGUUGA
This is a messenger RNA of Penicillium salamii, 1872 nucleotides long. The record is from the annotation of a GenBank genome assembly. Lineage: Eukaryota; Fungi; Ascomycota; Eurotiomycetes; Eurotiales; Aspergillaceae.